Molecule: messenger RNA, 2453 nt
Organism: Enhydra lutris kenyoni (northern sea otter)
Lineage: Eukaryota; Metazoa; Chordata; Mammalia; Carnivora; Mustelidae
Product: FERM domain containing 6
Exons: 14
Coding region: 215-2059 (614 amino acids)
Biological process (GO): positive regulation of hippo signaling
Cellular component (GO): cytoskeleton; cytoplasmic side of apical plasma membrane
Source: RefSeq, a predicted model, not a curated record
GUCUAGCUGCCAGGGCAGAGGGGCUGAGAGGAGCCGGGCUGGCGCGGUGCAAGCAGGAGGGGCUGGGGUGCUGACGAGAGUCCGACGCCGGGUGCUCCGGGCUUUCUGCGAGGGCGUGUGAUGAGGAGCGGAGUCUGGCUUUGGAGUGCUCGGAACCAGAGGAAUUGCCGAGGACUCAGAGCCCAGCCCUGACCACUAGAGAGCCCACAACACAAUGAACAAAUUGAACUUCCAUAACAACAGAGUCAUGCAAGACCGCCGGAGUGUGUGUAUUUUCCUCCCCAAUGAUGAAUCUUUGAACAUCAUCAUAAAUGUUAAAAUUCUGUGUCACCAGUUGCUGGUUCAGGUGUGUGACCUACUCAGGCUAAAGGACUGUCACCUGUUUGGACUCAGUGUCAUACAAAAUAAUGAACAUGUCUAUAUGGAGUUGUCACAAAAGCUGUAUAAGUAUUGUCCAAAAGAAUGGAAGAAAGAGGCCAGCAAGGGUAUUGACCAAUUUGGACCUCCCAUGAUCAUUCACUUCCGCGUACAGUACUAUGUGGAAAAUGGCAGACUGAUCAGUGACAGAGCAGCAAGAUACUAUUAUUACUGGCACCUGAGAAAACAAGUGCUUCAUUCUCAGUGUGUGCUCCGAGAAGAGGCCUAUUUCCUGCUGGCAGCCUUUGCCCUGCAGGCUGAUCUUGGGAACUUCAAAAGGAAUAAGCACUAUGGAAAAUACUUUGAGCCAGAGGCUUACUUCCCGUCUUGGGUUGUUUCCAAGAGAGGGAAGGACUACAUCCUGAAGCACAUUCCAAACAUGCACAAAGAUCAGUUUGCACUGACAGCUUCCGAGGCUCAUCUUAAAUACAUCAAAGAGGCCGUCCGACUGGAUGACGUUGCCGUGCAUUACUACAGAUUGUAUAAGGAUAAAAGGGAAAUUGAAGCUUCUCUGACCCUUGGAUUGACCAUGCGGGGAAUACAGAUUUUUCAGAAUUUAGAUGAAGAGAAGCAAUUGCUUUAUGAUUUCCCCUGGACAAAUGUUGGAAAGUUGGUGUUUGUGGGUAAGAAAUUUGAGAUCUUGCCGGAUGGCCUCCCCUCAGCCAGGAAGCUCAUCUACUACACGGGAUGCCCCAUGCGCUCCCGACACCUGCUGCAGCUCCUGAGCAACAGUCACCGUCUCUACAUGAAUCUGCAGCCCGUGUUGCGCCACAUCCGGAAGCUGGAGGAAAAUGAAGAGAAGAAGCAGUACCGGGAGUCUUACAUCAGCGACAGCCUGGACCUGGACGUGGACCAGCUGGAGAAGCGGUCCCGGGCCAGCGGGAGCAGCGCGGGCAGCGUCCGGCACAAGCGCCUGUCGCGCCACUCCACCACCAGCCACAGCAGUUCCCACACCUCGGGCAUCGAGGCGGACACCAAGCCCCGAGACACGGGGCCGGAGGACAGCUACUCCGGCAGCGCCAUCCACCGCAAGCUGAAAACCUGCAGCUCCAUGACCAGCCACGGCAGCUCACACACCUCCGGAGUGGAGAGCAGCGGGAAGGACCGGCUGGAGGAGGACUCACAGGAUGACGAGAUAGAGAUGCUGGUCGACGACCCCCGGGACCUGGAGCGGAUGAAUGAAGAGUCCCUGGAAGUCAGCCCAGACAUGUGCAUCUAUAUCACCGAGGACAUGCUCCUGUCGCGGAAGCUGAAUGGACACUCUGGGUUGAUUGUGAAAGAAAUCGGUUCUUCCACCUCCAGCUCCUCAGAGACUGUCGUCAAGCUUCGCGGCCAGAGCACUGAUUCUCUUCCGCAGACUAUAUGUCGGAAACCAAAGACCUCCACUGAUCGACAUAGCUUGAGCCUGGAUGACAUCCGACUUUACCAGAAAGACUUCUUGCGCAUUGCAGGUCUGUGUCAAGACACUGCUCAGAGCUACACUUUUGGGUGCGGCCACGAACUGGAUGAGGAAGGCCUGUACUGCAAUAGCUGCUUGGCUCAGCAGUGUGUCAACAUCCAAGAUGCUUUUCCAGUCAAAAGAACCAGCAAGUACUUUUCUCUGGAUCUCACUCAUGAUGAAGUUCCAGAGUUCGUUGUAUAGAGUACGUCUGCACGCAGCUGGCUCCACGGGCAGCCUGCUGUUUGCUGGAGGCCGGAAAGCCAUGGAAUUGUGCCAGAUUUUCUUCAACCCAGAACAUAUAGCUCUUUCUUGAUGAUACUUGCGAUGGAAAUAAAAGCCUUGGGACAACUGCACUUUAAGUAUCACACAGAGAUAAAAGAACUACAGAGAAUGUACACCAAGACCAGUGCCCAGAAGUUCAUGAUCCUUUGGAAGGAUAUGUGCUUUACUGGUUACCAGGCCUUCAGAACAUUGAGUCGUGGUGUCUGUUCCUCGUUUUUGUUUUUUCAUUUGAUUACACGACAUCACAUUUUUUAAAAUCAUGUGGAAGAUGUUGUUAGGUUUAUUUGUUUGCUUGUAAUUUUUUUUUUUUUUU